AUGCCUAAAGCCGCACGACGCACUUCAGGAGCUCGCCCUGCGCCGUAUCCUGCUAUCAGACCAGGCGAUACACCGAGAUCCACCAGCUCCACCACGAAGACCACGUCCAAACCUUCUCCUUCGAAGUCGUCUGCGAAGAAAGCCUCUGCUAAACCUGCAACGAAAAAAGCACUCGCAGAUAAGCCGUCUUCAUCGGUCAACAUCCCUCCCAAAACGAAGACGACGUCGAAAAGCAAGAAAGCAGGGCCCACAUCCAUCGAGAACCCCUCCUCCGAAGACAUCGUCCCAACUGGAACCGUAGAAGCAGACAAGCAAUCCCCAUCCACCAAACCCACCCCCAAAAAGCAAAAACCCGCGACCUCCAAACCCUCCCCACCCAAACGCCCGGGCAGCAAUGAUACGACUCACCCCCACGACCCCAGCGCAUCCACCUUCCUCGACCUCACCCUCCCCGGCGAAAGCACCUCCUCGGUCCCCAUGCACGACACCUGCUCCACGAUCCGGCACAAAAUCAACGACCUCCUAGGGAAAUCCAACAAGAAACCCGAGAACGGCAACCCGGCCGAACCCAAAAAAGACGGAACCCUGAAACCCUUCACGAAAGCGAGUUUCGUGCGCGCCAUUGGAUGUACGCCCAAGACGCUGGAUACGUUCCUCGGCGCGAAGAAGAUGAUGGGAGGCGCGGAGAGUCCCGUAUAUCCUGCUGCGUAUAUCUUCUUUGAGAAGAAGAGGAUUUGGGAGGGGAAGAAGAAGACUGCUGGGAGGCUGAAGGUGGAAGAGGAUCGACCGAAUGGUCUCAAGCUCUGGGAUCCUAACUUUAGGAGGAUUAUGAUUGGGCCUGGAGAGCAUGUUUCGGAUUUUACGGAUAAGUAUGGACAGUGUGGUCCAUGA
Messenger RNA from Cadophora gregata, 891 nucleotides. RefSeq lists its product as uncharacterized. Bases 1 to 891 code for a protein of 296 amino acids. Lineage: Eukaryota; Fungi; Ascomycota; Leotiomycetes; Helotiales; Ploettnerulaceae. The transcript has 2 exons. The record is from RefSeq and is a predicted model, not a curated record.